Petromyzon marinus (sea lamprey) is the source of this 726-nucleotide messenger RNA. NCBI's taxonomy places the organism in Eukaryota, Metazoa, Chordata, Hyperoartia, Petromyzontiformes, Petromyzontidae. The record is from RefSeq and is a predicted model, not a curated record.
UACAGAGGAGGUCAGAGCAAGGCAAUUCAGUGGCGAGGUGGUAGUCGGAUUCAUAAAGCCACUCACUCGAACAGAAUGGUCAGCAGAUUUGUGGUCGUGUUCAUAGGCUGCCAAAUGGCAUGGCCCUUUCUUCAAGAAACAGGAGCCUGGGCACAGAACGCUGCGAGCACAACUGGCGGAACACAGCAGCAAGUCACGCACAACGUGACCUCCGUCUCCUGCGAUUUCGACGACCACAACGACCCCUUCUGCGAAUGGAAGCAGCUGUGUGAGGGGGACGACGGCGAGUGGAUCCGGACCAGCGGGCCCACUCCAACCGCGAGGUCGGGGCCCAGCGGAGACCACACCACGGGAAACGGCUGCUACAUCUACCUGGAGGCUCACAACUUCAUCGAGACGCAGACGGUGCGGCUGCAGAGCCCCGCGGCGCGCUGGGCGCGCUCUGCGUGCCUGCGCUUCUGGUACCUCAUGAGGAGUGAGGACGCCGGCAUGGCCCUCAACGUCUACGCCAAGGCGGGCCCCGCCGAGUCGCUCGUGUGGUCCCGCCAGGGCCCCCAGGGAGAUGCCUGGAAGCGAGGAUCGGUGACCCUGCAGGCCGCGGUGGAGGCCACCUCGGACGGCCGCGUGGCUCUCAACCCUUCGACUUUGACGGAAACCGGGACGACAAAAACGGCCACGCAUUGGUCCGCCGCCGCCGCCGCCGCCGCAUCCCUUGCCCUGCAAUGA